ACACAAAAACAGUCACAGCUGAAGCUGCACUCCCGACAUAUAAGAACACAUCGCUCCCGUACAAGGUUAACAACUUUAGUAUUCGAACGCUUCGAGGUACUUAUGAAUCUCGUGUGAAUUCACUUCGAAGAUCAAAGUACUUUGUACAUCCAGCCGUAUCGGUAGUCUUGUAGGCGCUAGAGUUUUGGGAUGACUCCGUUGAGACUCUCUUCCCGGGCAUCCCGCUCGCUUCUCUCUUCUUUCUGCAGAAGAAUAUCAGACUCGCCCCCGCCGUUCCCGUCUCUUCCAAGGUCGCAAUGCUUCUGCCCAGAAUUGGGUCCGAGUUCGAGAACGAGCCGGUUCCCUGCCGGGGCUUGUCCCAUUUUUCAAGCAUCACGUAUGUAUGCUGGCAAUGAGCGCAGAUAUUAUGAUCUCUUUGGUGGUGGCAAGCCAGGAGAUGAUGAAUUCAAGAAAUCCUGGAAGAAAGAGAUGGAGGAAGACUCCUCUGUGUGGACAGGAAGUGAGGAUGAAGGCGACACUGAUGAGAAGAGUCAGAAAUGUCUCAAAAGAGAGAUUCGUAAAGUCAGGCAAGAGGCGAAAGAUCAUUCCAACCAGAUUGAUGCAGAUGAUAGUGAUGAACUGCAUAGCAUAUGGUCUGAUAGUGACGAGGAGAAGACAUUGUGGACCGGCAGUGAAUGCGACGAUGAUGAUGACAUUCCUACUGAAGCAUAUCCCAAUGAAGCCAGUGAUAAGUAUAUAGAUAAAAUAUUCGAGUUUGAGGAAAAACCAAAAUACAGGACAAUCUCAGAGCUGCUGAAAGCCGAAAAUGAACCAGAAGAGUUGUCCCCUGGGAAGAAAGCCCGGAAGUUAGCAGUUGAGAAUGCCUUGAAGAAAUUGAAAAAGGGACCUGAUGGUCGCUAUAUCAAUGUGUGGGAAGUUAUGAGCGACUUGGACAUAUUAAUUGGAGCUUUUGAGAAUAUAGUUUCUGGACCCGAGUACGAGGAACUCAGACAAGGAGGGCCUAAGAGGUUGAAUAUGCAGUUCUUCAAGGAUAUCCAAGCACGCAUGAGGGAUCCGAAUUACAAGUUCUCGCACGAAUUGAAGCUGAAGCCAAAGAGCAAGCUCGUUCCGAGGAAGAAAUGGCAGAAGACGCAAUCCAGGAGGAGGAAAGCACAAAAGCGCUAAGUAGUUUCUUUCCAAUAUCAACGCGAAAACAUGUGUAAGAAGCUUUUUUCGACCAGGUAACCUGUGUUAGGAUUACUGGGUGCUUUAAUGUAAUGCUAUGAAUCCAUUGAUUGUUGCGGUUGUUC
This is a messenger RNA of Eucalyptus grandis, 1289 nucleotides long. RefSeq lists its product as uncharacterized. The transcript has 3 exons. Bases 190 to 1164 code for a protein of 324 amino acids. The record is from RefSeq and is a predicted model, not a curated record. Lineage: Eukaryota; Viridiplantae; Streptophyta; Magnoliopsida; Myrtales; Myrtaceae.